GUCAAACUCUUAUGGGAUUAUUUAGUGAUUUAUUUCAUUCAUCUGUAUUUUGUGCUUUCUGCUGAGAUAUGAUCCUAAUCCCAAAGAGAAAUCAAAUGGACAUGAUCUUGUGGUGGAGUCUCUUACUGACCUUCUCUGGAAGUCAAGCCUCAACAUUCUUGGCUCAAAGAAACACCGAAUUUGCAGUGGAUCUUUAUCAAGCCAUUUGUUUAUCUCACAAGAACAACAUUAUCUUUUCCCCCCUGGGAACGACUUUAGUUCUUGGAAUGAUACAACUGGGAGCAAAAGGAAAAGCACAGCAUCAGAUAAGACAAACUUUAAAACUUCAGGAAAACUCAAAUGGAGAAGAAUUUUCUGCGCUGAAGUCAUUUUUCUCUGCCAUCUCAGAGAAAAAACAAGAAUUUACAUUUAAUCUUGCCAAUGCCCUCUACCUUCAAGAAGGAUUCACUGUGAAAGAACAGUAUCUCCAUGGCAACAAGGAUUUUUUCCAGAGUGCUAUAAAACUGGUGGAUUUUCAGGAUGCAAAGGCUUGUGCAGAGGCAAUAAGUACCUGGGUAGAAAGCAAAACAAAUGGAAAAAUUAAAGACAUGUUUUCAGGGGAAGAGUUUGGCCCUUUGACUCGACUGGUCCUGGUUAAUGCUAUUUAUUUCAAGGGAGAUUGGAAACAAAAAUUCAGAACGGAGAAUACACAGCUGAUGAAUUUCACUCAGCAAGAUGGCUCUGCUGUCCAGAUACCCACGAUGAAAGCUCUUCUGAGAACAAGAUACGGCUAUUUUUCAGAGGCUUCUAUGAAUUACCAGGUUUUGGAAUUACCUUACAAGGGCAAUGAACUUAGUCUGAUCAUCAUACUUCCUGAAGAAAAUGUUGACAUUGAGGAAGUGGGGAAACGAAUUACUGCUCGUCAAAUCCUAAAAUGGUUUUCUGAAAUGCAGGAAGAGCAGGUGGAAAUAAGCCUCCCCAGAUUUAAAAUAGAACAAAAGUUAGACUUCAAAGAAGCGUUGUAUUCUCUGAAUAUAACUGAGAUAUUUAGUGGUGGCUGUGACCUCUCUGGAAUCACAGAUUCAGCUGAGGUGUAUGUUUCCCAAAUCAUGCAAAAAGUGUCCUUUGAGAUAAACGAAGAUGGCAGUGAAGUUGCGACAUCAACUGGCAUCCAUGUCCCUGCAAUCAUGAGUCUGGCUCAGAAUCAAUUUGUAGCAAAUCGUCCGUUUCUGUUUAUUUUGAAGAACAACCCAACAGGUACCUUGAUGGGAAAUCACUUAGGGGACGGUUUAGGCUAA
This is a messenger RNA of Echinops telfairi (small Madagascar hedgehog), 1277 nucleotides long. RefSeq names its product serpin family I member 2 (gene SERPINI2). Gene Ontology annotation, molecular function: serine-type endopeptidase inhibitor activity. The transcript has 8 exons. The record is from RefSeq and is a predicted model, not a curated record. Gene Ontology annotation, biological process: negative regulation of endopeptidase activity. The coding region runs from base 69 to 1277 and encodes 402 amino acids. Lineage: Eukaryota; Metazoa; Chordata; Mammalia; Afrosoricida; Tenrecidae.